Molecule: messenger RNA, 1509 nt
Organism: Cavenderia fasciculata
Lineage: Eukaryota; Evosea; Eumycetozoa; Acytosteliales; Cavenderiaceae
Gene: bud13
Exons: 2
Coding region: 1-1509 (502 amino acids)
Biological process (GO): mRNA splicing, via spliceosome
Cellular component (GO): U2-type spliceosomal complex; RES complex
Molecular function (GO): RNA binding
Source: RefSeq, a predicted model, not a curated record
AUGAAUAGAUUAACAGCAUCAACAGCACCUGAUCAUUUGAAAAAGUAUCUUUCUCCUUCUGAUGAGCAUCAUCAAGACAACGACAACCACCAAAAGAAGAGAAAGAAAAAAGAAGUAACAAAAUACAAAGAAACAAAGAAAUCAACUCUAUUAGAUAUAGAUGAUCAACAAUCUGUACAAGACUAUGAAACAGAGUAUAAUAAUAGAAAGAAGAAAAAAGAGAAAAAUGAGUAUGAACCAACAAUUGCCAAUAUAGAUGAAUUUACUGGUACUGCUGAUUUGGAAAAGAUAGUCAAACAAGAAUGGGUUACUGUACAAGACCCUACUCAAAACAAACAUUCUACAAGAGAUCAAUCACCACCAAGAAAUAGAUCAGGUGGUAAUGGCGAUUUAUCACCUCCAAGAGGAGGAAGAAAUAGAGAUCUUUCUCCUCCAAGAAAUAACAAUAGAAAUCAAGAUCUUUCUCCACCAAGAGGAAGGAAUAGAAAUCAAGAUUUAUCACCACCAAGAAAUAACAAUAGAAAUGAAGAUUUAUCUCCACCAAGAGGUAGAAAUAACAAUAGUAAUCAAGAUUUAUCGCCUCCAAGAGGUGGAAGAAAUAGAGAUCUUUCUCCUCCAAGAGGAAGAAAUAGCGAUUUAUCACCUCCAAGAGGUGGAAGAAAUAGAGAUCAAGAUCUUUCACCACCAAGAAAUAACAAUAGAAAUGAAGAUUUAUCUCCACCAAGAGGUAGAGAUAGAACAAGAGACUUAUCUCCACCAAGAGGAGGAGGAGGUAGAGACUCAACACCACCAAGAAACAAUAGAGAUUUAACUCCACCACCACAACAACAGCAACAAAGAAAAAGUAAUAGAUUUGAUGUUGGACCACCACAACAACAACAACAAAUUAAAAUAGAAUCAAAUGAACAGAAAAAACAAGUAGAUUUAUCUGGAAAGAAUGCAGAGACUGUUUAUAGAGAUAAACGAGGUAAAAAAUUGGAUUCACUAAAUGAAUUUAUGAACAAGGAUAAACCAAGUGAAGAGAGUUCAAUGGAAUGGGGUAUUGGAAAGGUACAACUAGAGGAAAGAGAAAGACAAAAGAAAAGAUUGGAAGAAGAAAAAUUGGCACCAUUUAGCCGAUCGGCCGAUGACAAGUCACUAAAUAAUAUGCAAAAGGAAAGAGAUAGAUGGGGUGAUCCAAUGGCUGGUAUGCAACAAGAUGAUAAUGAAAAAGAAUCAAAAAAAGAUAAAAAGAAAAGAAAAAAAGAUAAAAAGGAUAAAAAGAAAAAGAAAAAAAGAGAUAAAGACGGAGAUAAAUAUGAUGAAGAUGAAGAAGAAGAAGAGGAAAAAGAUAAACCAUUACCAAUUUAUAAAGGAUCAUAUCCAACCAAUAGAUUUAAUAUUAGACCUGGAUAUAGAUGGGAUGGUGUUGAUCGUAGUAAUGGAUUUGAAAAGGAAUACUUUGCAAAUCAAAAUAGAUCCAAUUCAAGAAAAGAAGAAGCUUACAAGUGGUCAAGUUCCGAUAUGUAA